CUUCUGCUGCUGUUGUUGCUGCUGCUGCUGUUGUUGCUGCUGCUGCUGUUCGCGCUGCUGAUGUUAGCGGAGUUGCCCUUUGGGGCUCUUCUUUAAUCGGCGCCCACUGGCUGGCGGACAUCGCCGAGGAAGACCCUGGCGCAUUUGAAGGCAAAGAAGUGCUGGAGUUGGGGGCGGGCUGCGGGCUGCUGGGCCUUUGCUGCGCGCUGCUGCUGCAGCAGCAGCAGCAGCAGCCAGCAGCAGUUUUCUUGUCCGACAUAUUUCCCCACGCCCUGGACAACCUCCGACACAACUGCAGCAUCAACAGACUCCAGCUGCAGCAGCAGCAGCAGCAACAGCAACAGCAGCAGCAGCAGCAGCAGCAGCAGCGGCGGCCUGUUGUGGAUGUGCUGCGCCUGGACUGGUGCGACCCAGCGACCUGGCCCAAAGACAAGGACGGCAAGCCAAAGAAGUUUGACGUGCUGCUGGCGAGUGACUUGAUUUACGAAGCAGCAGCAGCGCAGCAGUUUGCUGCUGCUGCUGCUGCUCUUCUGAAGCAAAAGACUGGCCGCCUUUACUACACCCACAGACUCCACAGAGAUGGAGCAGCAGCUGUUGCUUACUGGCUGCGGAAGGCGCAGCUAAAAGUGGCCGAACAUUCUCCGCCUCUUUCUUACUUCCGAAACUGCCUCCUCGACAAGUCUGACAAGGAGUUUUACGCCCUCUUCAGCGAACUGGAGGCAGAAAGUGACUUCGUGCUGCUGAAGGCCGCCUGGCGCUAG
This is a messenger RNA of Eimeria tenella, 761 nucleotides long. RefSeq lists its product as uncharacterized. The transcript is spliced from 6 exons. The annotation marks the transcript as partial. NCBI's taxonomy places the organism in Eukaryota, Apicomplexa, Conoidasida, Eucoccidiorida, Eimeriidae. The record is from RefSeq and is a predicted model, not a curated record.